Molecule: messenger RNA, 573 nt
Organism: Funneliformis geosporum
Lineage: Eukaryota; Fungi; Glomeromycota; Glomeromycetes; Glomerales; Glomeraceae
Source: the annotation of a GenBank genome assembly
AUGUACUUAACUUUAUUAGUUGUAAUAGAUAAUAAUACUAAAAGCUGUCUUGUUGCUCAAUACUUAUCUGAAGAUGAAACUAUUAAAAGUUAUGAAUGGUUUCUUGGUUGUAUUUUUCAAGUGACUAAUAGUAUUCUACCAGUUUAUUUAUUUUCAGAUGCUGAUCCUACUUUGAUAAAUGCAAUAGUAUCAAAGAUGUCUACUGGUAUUCAAAGUACACAGAGAGUUGAAGUUAUAAACUGUUUAAUUAAAGAAGCCACUAGUAACACAACAUUACUGUAUAAUUUACAUGAUCAAGCUCAAAAAAUAUUAGAUAAUGAGGCCAAAGUUAGAGAUUCAGAUCAAAUUAUUAAGGAUACCAAUCAAUAUGAUAAUGAUGAUGAAUUUCUUGAGGAUCAAAUGGAUAAGCCACAGACGUCACAGACAUCUCUUUUUUUUAUUUUAGAAGAAGUACAAUUAUCUGAAAUUAUAACACAAUUUCAACAAGAGAGUUAUGAUGAACUAAUAACAACUGAUUUACAUAUUUUUAAUCAAAUUAGAUCACCAGACACAUUUAAUGCUGAAAUUAAAUAG